CUGGCAAUUGUAAAAAACUUAUUGGCUCAUGAGUUCAUGUUUUUCUGCCACGAAUUUGGAACCUUAUUUCACAAUAUCAUAAACUCUUGACCUUCUUCAAAUCUUGUUAAUCGAAUGGAGUCUCCGAGUAAAUAACCUCAGCUCACGAUGUAUUCUGAACCUUUAAACAUAACCCAACUUGUAAGUAUGCUCACCAACCCUAGCCCACUUUCGUGAUGAUAGCAUCUCUCGAAACCCUCCAAAUAAAACUGAAAUCAUGCAGCAUUGUGUCUCCGAGCCUUUCACUUUGUUCCUGAUACGUGCCACUACCUAACCGAGUUUAAGGCUGCGAGUUACGACGACAUUGUCAAGUCUGAAACUCGGUCGCAGCGGUCAUUGUCACUGCAUACUAAACGUCUUAUCAAUCGUUAAGUUUCUAACACUCCCUUUUAUCUCAGUUCAACACUAAAUUGCUGUCUGCUAGAUUGCCUCUGCCAGGCCCUUGUGUAGUUGUGUCAUCGUCACUAGAAACUAGAUAGGCACUACGUAAUUUAGCAAGCGCGGGGUGUAAACUUGUAAUUUCGUUUGAUCUCGGUUUUGGGGUUUAUAACAUGGUCUCACACCAAGUGGUGAAGUCACGGAACGAUAUAAUCGUGCAGUGGACGAUACGACCCAUCAACCUUGUCACUUACUGUCCAUAUCAAAUAUCACGCGGGGGUUUACCCACCAAGUAUUACGUGAUCUUAUCAAAUUUGAGUUUCUUUUGGAAGUUUUCUUUUACCUUUUUUAAAGAUUAUCUCUAACUUGUUGUUGAUAGGGUGCCGAUAAUGGGUUUCGUGACGUUACUACUCUGUCAGAUUUUCCUGAUUUUCUCGGGAGAAUGCGCUUCUUUGGGCAGACUGAUAGAUUCAGAACGGCCAGUGGAGCUCUCAAAAGAUGCCGAAACCGGGGACUUGCAAGGAACAGAUUUCGUCUUCACCGAAAUGUCUUCAUCUACCCAACCGUCUCGCACAGAGUUCGCGUUCCCCUUAGACAGUCUGCCUGGUGAAGAAGAAGUGUCUUCAACACCCCCUGGAGCUGAAGUGUCUUCAACACCUCCCGGAGCUGAAGUGUCUUCAACGCCUCCUGGAGCUGAAGUGUCUUCAACACCUUCUGGAAGGGACGAAGAAGUUACUUUUUCCAGCACCUCACCACCAAAAGAAGAAGAUGUUUCUUCUUCUGAAGCGGGAAGAGUAGAGCCUUCUUCUUCUACUGAAGCAAGAAGAGCCGUGGUAACAUCAUCAACAACAUCGCCCGUUAGAGAAGAGUUCACAACCCAAAUCACUGAAAGUGCUGAUGAAAUUAAUACUUCAUCCACCACCGGAGGAAGCCGAGAGGUUGUGGUAACAUCACCCACCACUGAAGAAAGCCGAGAGAUUGUAGUAACUUCAACUACAACUGAAGAAAGUCGAGAGAUUGUGGUAACAUCACCAACUACAGGUGCUGCACGAAAGGAACUCACCAUGCAGGUGACGACCGAUGGCCAAAGAGAAAAAAUAAUGACAUCACCGACCACCGAAAACAUGAGAGAAAAAGAAAACACUUCACAGACUCAUGUUGAAGAAAAGUGGGCAUCCGCAAUAACAUCAACAACCAGUGCAAAAAUAGAUGUAUCUUCGCCCACCGACGAGGAGAACCAGGAAAUCACAUCUCCCACGACUCCUUUCCAACCUGAAACACCGUCUACACCAUCAGUCUCAGUCGAAACAAGUUCAACAGAAAGCGGCAGAGACGCCAAAUCAAGCACACCCCAAACAGAAGUGGAAUCUGGUGUAAGUUCAACUCCUAACCAGAUAGUUACAGCUGAUGCUGAUUUAACAACAGCUGCCACUGAGAAACCAUCAGUGAGCUGCAAUGCUACAGCUAUUACUUUCGGUUCAACUGAAUCCUCCAAAACAGACGUUACAACUGAGUACAUUGAGACAGAAGGCUCGACUCUACCUACAUCUGGGACAGAAGGCACAACUGAUCGCAUCGAAAUGGAAAGCACAACUGAAACCUCCGAAACAGAAGGCACAACUGAUCACAUCGAGAUAGAAAGCACGACUGAAUACAUUGAAACAGAAGGCGCAACUGAAUACAUUGAAACAGAAGGCUCGACUCUCCCAACUAGUGAACUUGUCAGUGAAACCCCAACCGUUUUUAUCGGAGAUAAAAAGUCUGAACCACCCAAAACGGAAUCUAUCCCUCUCUCUUCUUCAACCCCUGUUGCUGUUGAAACUAGCAAACUAAGGACCGUGAUGACCACCACUCCAACAGCUAUACGAACCAAAGACUCUGAAAACGACGUAGAGACUGUAUCCGCGACUUCUAAAAUCUUCAAGAACCGAUCAUCAAGAAGUUCGUCAGUAACCGUGAUGUCAACCACAGCAAGUGGCGUUGUGACGAGGAAGCAGUUCAAAUCAGAUGGUGGUUCUAUUAGUAUUACCACCCAGAACCCUUCCAACACUAGGAUUACCAUCACCAAAGGAGAGAACGGGACCCGAGUUAAGAUAAGGUCCACCAGAGCCACUGGAACCAAACACCGACCCCAAUUCACGGACUCAACCACCCCCACCAUGUCCUCAACCAAAGAGGUGUUCACUACGGGUACCAGGAGCGCGGUGACAACAGGGGAUUACAUCACGGAGACUGUGUCGGUUACCCCGACCGAGACUGUGACGGAGUCAGGGACUGUUGCUACUACUGGUAAUGGUGUCUCCACUGAGGACCCCUUUACUACCUCUCCUAUUCUUACAGAGACCAGCAGCCCUCAGGAAGGUAAAACUUACGAAACCUACACCGAGUCCGCUACAACACAAGUGGAGCCAACCCCCACUGCUCUUCAGAGCACUGCGUUCAAGACAGCCGGCACCGGCACUACUGACUACAUAACGGUCAUCGAGAGCACGCCUGAAACCGAAACCGAAAGUGAAACCGAAAGUGUGAACGAAAGUGGAACUGAACUCCCAAGCGAAGAAGCGGAGGUAACAAGGGAGCCCGUGAUGUUCACAACUGACAGUGUCCCAUUGUCAACUGUUUUGGGAGUAAUGGAUAAUUCCACUAUGGAACAACAUUCCACCGAAAAAGUAACAGAGAAAGCUGAGGAACAAACAGUUGCCGAGACAACCAAAGCCAAGACCACAGAAUCAGCGAAUGAAAUACAGAUAACUGAAAGUAAAGAUGGAUUUAAUACCACCCAAAGUAACACCGUUACUGAAUUGUUUUCAGUACAGGAAAACAAUUCAGUAGCCACAGUCGACAAUGCCAGCGAGAUGGCUGAUCGUUCCGAUGCUCCAGUUGUUGUAACUGACGCUCCUGUGGUUGAAACAGAUGAUCCAGUUGUUGUAACUGACGCUCCUGUGGUUGAAACAUUUGCUCCAGUUGUUGUAACUGACGCCAAUGUGGUUGAAACAGAUGCUCCAGUUGUUGAAACAGAUGCUCCAGUUGUUGAAACAGAUGCUCCAGUUGUUGAAACAGAUGCUCCAGUUGUUGAAACCGAAGCUCCUGUGGUCGACAAUGCCAGCGAAAUGGCUGAACGUUCCGAUGUAACAAGAGUGGAGGAGGUGGAGGAACCUGUUGUAACAGAAUCCGUUGACGUUGUAACCGUGAUGGAAGAAACUGUGACAGACAGUCCUGAGGUGCCCGUUGUUGUCUCUGAAGCGGCCGUGAUUGAAGGAGUGAUAACCAAUGCUCCCCUAGAUGGCGAGUCAACCUAUGCAUCGACACAUAUGUCGCAUCAACCUACAGUCACGAAGUACGAAUACCAGGCUAAAUCAAGCCCCAUCACAACAGAAACUGCUGCAGAACCGACAAAAGCUCCCGUUCAAACUGAAGUACCAGUUGUUGAAACCGACGCACCAAUUGUUGAAACCGAAGCAGCAGUCGUUGAAAUUGUAAGAGAAGAUACCGAAGUUCCACAAGAGAUCACCGAAGCUCCAGCGCCCACAGUUCUUGUUUCUGAAGCAGCUGAACAAACUGAACCCAUGGAUCCCAAAACAUUAACACCAUACGUUCGACCCGAAACGGAUGCUCCAUUUGUAACGGUCGAGGAAACCGAGGCACCAGUGGAUGAAACCGAUGCUCCAGUUGCUGUAACUGACGCCCCAGUCGUUGAAAUUGUAAAGGAAGAUACCGAAGUUCCUCAAGAGAUCACCGAAGCUCCAGCACCCACAGUUCUUGUGUCUGAAGCAGCUGAACAAACUGAACCCAUGGAUCCCAAAACAUUAACACCAUACGUUCGACCCGAAACGGAUGCUCCAUUUGUAACGGUCGAGGAAACCGAGGCACCAGUGGAUGAAACCGAUGCUCCUUUAGUUGUAACUGACGCUCCAGUCGUUGAAAUUGUAAGAGAAGAUACCGAAGUUCCUCAAGAGAUCACCGAAGCUCCAGCGCCCACAGUUCUUGUUUCUGAAGCAGCUGAACAAACUGAACCCAUGGAUCCCAAAACAUUAACACCAUACGUUCGACCCGAAACGGAUGCUCCAUUUGUAACGGUCGAGGAAACCGAGGCACCAGUGGAUGAAACCGAUGCUCCAGUUGCUGUAACUGACGCCCCAGUCGAUGAAAUUGUAAAGGAAGAUACUGAAGUUCCUCAAGAGAUCACCGAAGCUCCAGCACCCACAGUUCUUGUUUCUGAAGCAGCUGAACAAACUGAACCCAUGGAUCCCAAAACAUUAACACCAUACGUUCGACCCGAAACGGAUGCUCCAUUUGUAACGGUCGAGGAAACCGAGGCACCAGUGGAUGAAACCGAUGCUCCAGUUGCUGUAACUGACGCCCCAGUCGUUGAAAUUGUAAGAGAAGAUACUGAAGUUCCUCAAGAGAUCACGGAAGCUCCAGCACCCACAGUUCUUGUUUCUGAAGCAGCUGAACAAACUGAACCCAUGGAUCCCAAAACAUUAACACCAUACGUUCGACCCGAAACGGAUGCACCAUUUGUAACGGUCGAGGAAACCAAGGCACCAGUGGAUGAAACCGAUGCUCCAGUUGCUGUAACAGAUGCUCCAGUUGUUGAAACAGAUGCUCCAGUUGUUGAAACAGAUGCUCCAGUUGUUAUAACUGACGCUCCAGUUGUUGAAACAGAUGCUCCAGUUGUUGAAACCGAUGCUCCAGUUGCUGUAACAGAUGCACCAGUUGUUGAAUCUGAUGUUCCAGUUGUUGAAACAGAUGCUCCAGUUGUUGAAACAGAUGCUCCAGUUGUUGAAACAGAUGCUCCAGUUGUUGUCACUGACGCUCCUGUGGUUGAAACUGACGCUCCAGUUGUUGUAACUGACGCUCCUGUGGUUGAAACUGACGCUCCAGUUGUUGAAACAGAUGCUCCAGUUGUUGAAACAGAUGCUCCAGUUGUUGUAACUGACGCUCCAGUUGUUGAAACAGAUGCUCCAGUUGUUGAAACAGAUGCUCCAGUUGUUAUAACUGACGCUCCAGUUGUCGAAACAGAUGCUCCAGUUGUUGAAACACAUGCUCCAGUUGUUGUAACUGACGCUCCAGUUGUUGAAACGGAUGCUCCAGUUGUUGAAACAGAUGCUCCAGUUGUUAUAACUGACGCUCCAGUUGUUGAAACGGAUGCUCCAGUUGUUGAAACAGAUGCUCCAGUUGUUAUAACUGACGCUCCAGUUGUUGAAACAGAUGCUCCAGUUGUUGAAACAGAUGCUCCAGUUGUUGUAACUGACGCUCCAGUUGUUGAAACUGACGCUCCAGUUGUUGAAACAGAUGCUCCAGUCGUUGAAAUCGUUGAAAUUGUAAGAGAAGAUACCGAAGUUCCUCAAGAGAUCACCGAAGCUCCAGCUCCGGUUGUCACAAUAAAAGAAGGCCCAGGAGAAUUGGCCGUUACUGUAAAGGAAGACCCAGCACCUGAUUUUACUUCGGCCGAAACGUUACCUGAACCAAGUGAAAAUAAUUACGUGGAGGAUGAUGAGCCUAUAAAUGAGAUUGAGCCGACUAAUUCUAAUUCUGUUGAGCUGGUUACUGUAAAGCAGGGAAAGUCAACAAGUUCGGGAUCGAGACUAAAUAUCAGUUAUAUUUUCCAUGCGGUACUAUUUCUGAUGGCUAUCAAUCUGACGUAAUAAAAUUGAAGUGAAUGCUUUUAAAACUAUUAGGAUCGAUUUAGGAUAUUUUAUGAGUUAAAGCAGAUAAUGAGAUAAAGACAAAUUGCUUGAGAGUUGAAGUGGUCUACGUGAGUUUUAGCUGUGGAUAAAGACGUUCGAUCGGUGUUUUGUGUUGUAUCAAAGACCCCAGAAAGACCACUCCUCAGCAAAUGUAGCUCCUCGUGCCCCUAAUACUUUAAUAAGGGCCCCUUAUCAGAGUUACGAGUUUUAGAGCCAAAUGUUACAAGACAGAAUAAAAUUUGUACACCAACAA
Messenger RNA from Bolinopsis microptera, 6360 nucleotides. Its product is annotated as mucin-2-like. The transcript is spliced from 5 exons. The record is from RefSeq and is a predicted model, not a curated record. Lineage: Eukaryota; Metazoa; Ctenophora; Tentaculata; Lobata; Bolinopsidae. The coding region runs from base 807 to 6065 and encodes 1752 amino acids.